This is a messenger RNA of Amoebophrya sp. A25, 4365 nucleotides long. NCBI's taxonomy places the organism in Eukaryota, Dinophyceae, Syndiniales, Amoebophryaceae. The record is from the annotation of a GenBank genome assembly.
AGCGUCUGGUGACCCAGUUCACCCGCCACAAUAGCCUCGUCUGCACUUUCUAGAUGACCACUAUUGAAGAUGAAAAACACUAGUAGAAUCCUUCUGCGCGUGCGCGAGCUGCAGAGGAGGACGUCGUCCUCGUCGUCUGCACGAAAAAAAGAAAUAUCUUGGACGACAGCUCCAGGCUACGUCGCAAGCAGCAGUUCAUCUUCCUCUUCCACCUCAUCACGUGCCAAGUCUUGUUCUUCAAGAACAACUGUCACGUCGUUAUCAUUUACGCGAAGUAGAGCAGUAGCUUCUUUCUCGACGUCCAGCUCUUCAUCCUCGGCCCCAGGUCCCGAUGGAACUCCUGGAGACGAAGAAAACAAGGUAACAACAGGUAAGCCUUGUCCUGCACAUGGCGUUGUUACUACAUCGGAGGUUCACGGAGGCUCGCCAAGGUUACCCGGAACUGGAUUUGCGAAGAACAGCACUUCGUCACCCCUUAGUGAUAUUAUGAUCGGGAGGGUUUGGUACUUGUACUUCUUACUGCGGCCGCAGCUUCAAGUGCAUGAUGUGGAAAACCUAGUAGAGUAGUCAGCACGGUUGUUGACUUUUCCCCCUUGGCUUAGAGGUGUGCUGCAAAUCUUGACUGGCUCCUUCUUUUUUAUAUAUUUAUAAGGUUGGUGCUUAGGUCGUCCAGCGACGCUUAGCGCACUAAGUAAAGCAGCCGGCUAGUUUUCAUCUCUUCACUAUAGCUCCAUCCCUUCUCUUUUAGUAGAGUAGUCAUUUUUAUUAAAUCUUACUCUUACAUUCUUACUUUCAGAUUCAGUUCCCAAGUGCUGCAGGCUCAUCGUCAGAGUGUCAGUUUACUACCUCUGGAUUGAUGUUCUUCAUUAACUCUUCUCUAACGCACGCAUUCGGCGACGUUUUCCUAGUUCCUCCACGACUCCUGCGGGAGGACACUCGACGGGGACCACAGGGAAUCGCGAUCACACGAGUGAAUCAUGGACCACUAGUACCGGAUCGAAGUCAUUGUCGCAAGUUAUUUUAUGGACACUCAAAAAUAUUGUGGAGGAACAUCUAAGUCCAAUGAGCAGAAGUAUGAUUGGGAUUGACGUCAACUGUCCUGCUCUUAUAACGACGGCAUCUAUAAAAGCGAGAGCCAUAAAAACAUGAUAAACGUAUUGAUGUCCUCAUUGAUUCUUGCAACAGGAUUCAACAAUUCCUUCGCCUUUAAACGUCAACUGUCCUCUUAUAAUGACGCCUUUAAUCUUUGCGGGAACCAACGCACCUGCCACUCCAUCGUCUACAAGCAGCAGUGGUGGAGAGAUCGACGACCCUUUGAUGAAUAUCAGACAAUUAUGGUGAGUAGUUUUUCACUAUAAUCCUACGUGGUGGACGAUGCUGCGUUACUGAAGAAGUUCCCCUUGAUUUAAGGCGGAAACCGUCGAGUCGAAAUAGAAGGACAUCAACUCUUCACUCGAGAAAGUAGCUCUAAGACAAAGCCGAUUAGAGGAGCUGUUAGACGCAGAGAGGAUCAAGUUUUCUCUUCAAAUCCCGCCUCAACUCACCCUGAUGAAGAUUUUAGCGAUUCCAGAACGCGAUUACGAAUUUGCACUGCGAUCAGAAUUGCCGAAAAGAAUAGCAGUGCGAAUCAAACUGAUCGAAUCACUGCCCGGAUGGCAGUUGCAGAAGAACUUGCGGCACGUCCGAAACAUCUACGACAAGUCCUUUCGGUCGUUGAGGCUGUUGCAAAGGAGCGGCCAAGAACGGACUAGAAAUGAUGAUGAUGGUGCGCAUGCUAAGGCUAACCACCACAGCACGACCACAUCAUCGAAUACAAAAUCCUCACCAGAAGAGACGGAUGAGUUGGUUUCCGUGAUUCAGCAAAUGAAACAUCGUCAUGGACAGAUUACGCCACACGUGAUAGCAGGAAUAGCGGAAAUGAAAGCCGCAAAAUUACUAUCGGUCGCCAAAGUCGACGAGUUUAUGUCACGAUUUCUACGGCUACUUCAAGAAGUUGUUUUUAUAUAUAUAUAAAUAUAGUUAAGACAUCAUCGUCGCGACUUUUUCGGACGCUCCUGCUCCCGCUCCUGUGCCUGCUGCUCAACAUCAAAAUACUAACUAGUACUUAAUUUAUUUUAAUACAUCAACAGCUUGCUAUGUCUAUCUGAUUUUUACAACAAGAACACGUAUGUCCUCGUUUUACUUUCUCACUGCUCCUUGUUCUUCCUUGUUCAUACCUAUUCAAAGCGCGUAUCGGGACAGAGUGCUUGACGACGCACUUCCUCGCUAUGUGGGAUAACGAAGAAGGAAUCAUCGACCGCAAUGCUGAUUUGCAUGGUAUUUUAAGGGUAGGCUGGAAAUGUGUACUUGUUGCCGUUCGUUUUGCCUUUCUGAAGACGGAAAGGCAUAACGAAAACGAGCAGGGUAAACGAAGGCCAAGAGUCUCCCUCAAAGUAUUCUGCUAGCAGCAGCCGAAGACGCGACAGAGGUGUGCCAGUUGAGCUAUCCGAAAUUGGGUAUAGCUAUAGCUUUUCAUGCAUAGAACAAUGUCGACUUCUUCGAGAAGGUCUUUGCAUGCCUGCUACAGAUUAUCAAUGAUUUUUUCGUUCCAUAUUUGAAGUAUGGUCGUACUACUACUUAAAAACUUCCUUAAUUUAAUCAUAUCUUCAAUCUAAAAAUCCAAUACAACUACAAUGAACCUCUACAAUCAGAACCUCCGAGAAUAAUGAUUCGGAGUCAUGGAGAACAAGUACGCAACGUCCCUCUCGUACCUGAGUACCUCCACUACGCAUGCUUCGAACUCUUGAAAAACUCUUUGCGAGCUGUCAUCGAGUGGCACAAGGAUCAGUGUGUCGUUCCACCCGUUGGGGUCAGCGAAGAUGAAGAACAAGAUGAAAACGCUUCAGCGGAAAAUGUUGACAAGAAAAAGAACACUUCUGCAGCAAAUAACUCGCGACAAGGAGAAAACGGAACAAGUAAUGAUGACCAGGAAGUUGUGAAACUGAGUGGAGGCGACAACGCAGACUGCGCUGAAGGUCAUAUUACAUCUCGUUCUCGCGACAGGGCAGUGCAGGGCAAGAGAGGCUUUGGCAUCGGAGAGAUGCAUUACGAGGAAGUAGUACGUUUGCGCGUCGAUGGAGAUGAAAUAGCGCCAAUUAGGUGGCCGAUUACGGCUUCUGGAUAUUGACACUUGAUAACACGACUUGAAAAACAGAACAGCGACAAUCAUUCAACAUGUAAGUACAAGUAGAAGUACACAACGACAACUACACAAUCCACGUCAGGUCGUUAGGUUAGGUUAUGGAUCCUGCACGUCGAGCCCCACCGGUACCUGCUCGACUCCAGGGAUCCUGAUGGGUGACCUGUAUAAAGUCUACAAUGAGCACCGAGGCAGGUGGCCUGACCCUGAGUAAAGUCGUUGCGAAUAUUACAAUCACAAAAUCCUACGCCUAGCCUCUCCAUCGAGGACCCACGUUACGAAUAUUACAGUCACAAAAUCCUAAACCUAACAUCUACAAUCACAAAAUCCUAAGCUAGGAUCAACUAAAACGUUCUCUAACCCUCGUCGAGCAACCGGCGGGCCACCGAUAACUGUAGACGUAUGUUGUGACAGGGAUACGGUCACUGUGAGGAUUUCGGAUGAAGGCGGCGGCAUUCCGAGAGACCAAAUCGACAAAAUUUGGUCCUACUUGUUCACGACUGCCAAGCCGGUUACUUUAUGAACAGCCAAUUGAUGCACAACUCCUACUCGUCAGAUAUAGCUGCUUUCAAAAAUAAUCUCAUUAUUUUCUAGAUGUUUUAGUUUUCCUAUCAGUCUCACCCCCUCCCUCACGUAAAGCAAAAGUAAAGCAACUAAAGCGCCCCUCUUCCAAUACCAAAAAAAUUAUCCUCAACACUCUUUCUUCAUUCCCAAACUUCGGCGAUCGAGAUGACGAAAUAGUACCAAUGGCCGGAUUUGGGUGUGGUUUGCCGUUGACGAAGGAAUACGUUAACUGGGUAGGUGGCAGGAUAGAGCUUGUGUCUCUUCCAACGUUUGGAACGGAUGUGUAUUUGAGCCUAGCUCGAAAUUGAAGAAGAAUAAGAAAUUUGUGCUUCUACUAUACCUGAAGCAGAGUAGGACUACUAGGAGUACGUCUCUACUAGUAUGCUGCGAAUACCGGAGCUAUGCGUUUGCUAGAGAACACGAUGUUUACCGAGACUCUGACUACAUGUGCAUUUACUUUUGCGAGAUGAGCACCUGCAACUCCAGCAGGUUCAACCGCAAUUCAUGGUAUACAAGUUGAUGUGUUUUCAGAAAAUGCUGAAGCUCGUUUUGUGAUGGAAAGAUUCAAGAAGCCUUUUUGAUUGCUUUUUUUGUUGGUUCUGUCUCUUGCUGGCCAAGUAAAG